AUGGAAGAUCCUCCUCUUGCCUCCUUAUCGCUAACACAUGUCCACUACAAUCCUAAUGACCCUAUAUCGUUUCUCUCGGCAUGGCUUGCCCUUGUUCCGCAAGGUCUUUGCGUCAUCUACGUGACCUUGAUUUGGGCGUCCCGUGAAGUGGAGAUUCUGCUCAUGUUUGCUGGCCAAAUAGCAUGUGAGGCUCUCAACUUCGGUCUCAAACGACUGAUUCGUGAAGAACGGCCACGACAGAUGUAUGGGAAAGGGUACGGCAUGCCCUCCUCGCACUCGCAAUUCGCGGCCUUUUUCUCGGUGUCGCUUAGUCUCUUCUUACUCUUCCGACAUGCUCCCACGCCAUCAACAAGUUAUUCGCCCUCGACUUUUUCGGAACGACUGUUACUCUCUCUUCUCGCAUGUAUGGGCGCGGGAGCCGUGGCUGCAAGCCGUGUCUACCUCAACUACCACACGCCCAAGCAAGUGUGGGCUGGAGCAUUGGGUGGAGCUUGCUUUGCUGUUAUAUGGUUUCUAUUUACCACCUAUCUCCGUCGGUUUGGAUGGGUUGAUUGGGGGCUGGAGACUUGGCUGUCUCGGAAGCUCAGGAUGAGAGACUUGAUCUCUACAGAAGAUAUUCAGGAUGCUGGCUGGGAGAGAUGGGAGUCACGUCGGAAAGCAAGACGAGAUAUUACUUCGAGCGAAGAAAGCAAGAAAACUAGGUAG
Messenger RNA from Rhinocladiella mackenziei CBS 650.93, 705 nucleotides. RefSeq lists its product as uncharacterized. The transcript has 3 exons. Bases 1 to 705 code for a protein of 234 amino acids. Lineage: Eukaryota; Fungi; Ascomycota; Eurotiomycetes; Chaetothyriales; Herpotrichiellaceae. Gene Ontology annotation, biological process: protein N-linked glycosylation; lipid biosynthetic process. The record is from RefSeq and is a predicted model, not a curated record. Gene Ontology annotation, molecular function: dolichyldiphosphatase activity. Gene Ontology annotation, cellular component: endoplasmic reticulum membrane; intracellular membrane-bounded organelle.